Hordeum vulgare subsp. vulgare (domesticated barley) is the source of this 1961-nucleotide messenger RNA. Its product is annotated as serine/threonine-protein kinase PBL36-like. NCBI's taxonomy places the organism in Eukaryota, Viridiplantae, Streptophyta, Magnoliopsida, Poales, Poaceae. Gene Ontology annotation, biological process: protein phosphorylation. The record is from RefSeq and is a predicted model, not a curated record. The transcript has 7 exons. Bases 464 to 1714 code for a protein of 416 amino acids. Gene Ontology annotation, molecular function: protein kinase activity; ATP binding.
UGCCGGCGCCAGUGCGCAUACGCCCCGAGUGCGAGUGCGAGUGCGAGUGCGACCCACUGCCGCUUCCACUCCCACUCCGUUCCCACUCGCGCCCGUCCUUUCCCCACUCGCGCCAGCCAGCCAGCCAGCCAUCGCCCGCCCGCUUGCUUCCCCGACUUGUCUACUCCCACCACCACCGUCCGCGCCAUUUCGCUCUCUGACUCGAUCCUCCUCCCUCUCCUCUCGCUUUCGCCUUUGUGCCGGCGUGCGCGCUUAUCUGCUGGAGCGGGUCCGGACGGCGACGGGGGGGUGGGAGCCGGGGCAUCCAGCCAAAGCCAGCUCCCGAUCGAGCAGGAACCGGUCGCGUCGCCGCCUUGCUAGCGGUGGUAGGUGGGUCGCCUGGCAGCCAGCCGGCGCCAGAAUCGCUUCUGGUUCUUGACCUCGCCGCCCCGACGCGACGGGACACGGAAUUGGUGGUGGGUCCAUGCCUCCUCCUCCUCCCCCUUCCCCUCGGCACCGGCAGGAGCGCCGCGGGUGCGGCUGCUGGGCGGUCCUCGCGCGGGGCCUGCGGGGCUCCUGCUUCCGCCCGGCGGCGGCCACCGCGGCCGCCGCGCCGGCCGGAGCCGCGGUCAAAGGCGGCCAUGUCUACGACGCAGCGGAGAUGAGAUACCUAAACUCUAGCAAUCGAGAUCUUGCAGAUCAUUUUCAGAGGAAGCUUGGUGACGAAAAUGGUGUUGACACAUCAAUUGAGAAUAAAAUAUCACCCAAGCUACUUGAAUUCACUUUCCAAGAGCUGAAAUCUGCCACAGUUAACUUUAGACCAGACAGUAUUCUCGGAGAAGGUGGAUUUGGGUAUGUCUUCAAGGGGUGGAUUGAGCCGAACAGCACAGCUCCUGCAAAACCUGGCACUGGUCUGACUGUGGCUGUCAAAAGUCUGAAGGAAAAUGCUCUUCAAGGUCAUAGAGAAUGGGUGGCGGAAGUUGACUUUCUGGGACAGCUGCAUCACAAACAUCUUGUUAAGCUGAUUGGAUACUGUAUUGAGGAUGACCAAAGGCUGCUUGUGUAUGAAUUCAUGGCACGGGGAAGUCUAGAAAAUCAUCUUUUCAGAAGGACUCUUCCCCUACCUUGGCCGUGCAGGAUGAAGGUUGUUCUCGGGGCUGCUAAAGGUCUAGCCUUCCUACAUGUUGGUCCCAAACCAGUUAUUUACAGAGAUUUUAAGACAUCAAAUAUUCUUAUCGAUGCGGAGUACAAUUCUAAACUUUCAGAUUUUGGGCUGGCAAAAGCUGGUCCUCAAGGUGAUAAAACCCAUGUGUCUACUCGGGUUCUUGGCACCUAUGGCUACGCUGCACCUGAGUAUGUAAUGACAGGCCACUUAACGACCAAGAGCGACGUAUAUAGCUUCGGAGUCGUGUUACUCGAGGUGCUGACUGGCAGGAGAUCGGUGGACAAGAAGCGGCCCCCGGGGGAGCAGAACCUAGUCGCGUGGGCGAGGCCUUAUCUGAGCGACAGGCGAAGGCUCUAUCAGCUCGUAGACCCUCGCCUGGGACUGAACUAUUCCGUCAGAGGAGUUCAGAAGGUUGCCCAGAUCUGCCACCACUGCCUCAACCGUGACAGCAAGUCGCGCCCAAUGAUGGAUGAGGUCGUCAAGCAUCUGACGCCGUUGCAGGACCUUAACGACAUGGCCGCCGCGUCAUAUAGGCCCCGGUCAUCACCCCGCGGAAAGGCGCGGCGGUGAUUGCCAUCUGAUACGACAGAAAAGGCAUUUCUGUGAUUUCUUGGCAUUGUUGGAUGCUGGUCUUGUAUUAACUGUACAGAAAAGAAAUUGGGCUCCAUGUCCAUCACCGAAAAUUGGAGCUCUCACACCCAUGUCUCGCUUAGAUCAAUCACGCUGUUUUUGCCCGUUGCCUAAGCGAAUCGACGACAUUGUCUGAUUGUGAUAUGCUGUAAUAAUAACGAGUUAAUAUCUGAUUGGUGUAUGAUAA